Mytilus trossulus (common blue mussel) is the source of this 1248-nucleotide messenger RNA. RefSeq lists its product as uncharacterized. The transcript has 3 exons. Bases 71 to 979 code for a protein of 302 amino acids. The record is from RefSeq and is a predicted model, not a curated record. NCBI's taxonomy places the organism in Eukaryota, Metazoa, Mollusca, Bivalvia, Mytilida, Mytilidae.
GUUAGAAAUUACCAAUGCGUGGGAAAUCUUUAUCAUAAAGAAGGAAGUAUAACACAAAAGACUGAAUGAGAUGGCUCAGGCUUUAGCAAUACCUGGUGAUGUUAGACACAGUUUUGAACUCAUGGUAUCAUUUGAGCACGACUUUGGAAGAAUAACUGGGAUGGCAGCUUCAGGAAAGAGAAACAAAUGUAUACUUCUUUGUGAUUAUUUGAGGAAGAAUCUGGUUUUGGUAGAUUCACGUGGAAAUUUUAUAAAUAGUCUGCCAACAGAAAGUGAACCAUACGAUGUUGCUAUCACUUGGAGUAAUAUCGGAUAUGUGACUUUGCCUAAUGCAAGAUCUGUUUUGCAAGUAGACCCAGAACUGAUGGUUGUUUUAAUGAAAAUACCAUGUCCUGAUUGCAAUAAUUCCGUAUUGUGUCUGUCUCGUUUACCACCUAGCGAAACAUUAGACGAAAGCGCGUCACAGUUCUGUGCUCAAGAUGAUGAUAAAGAAUAUUGUAUGGUUACUUCUAUUUCAAAAGGUGCAUCGUAUGCAUUCAAAAUUGGUCCUUACCAAACGAACCUUUCCACAGAAGAUACUGAAUCAUAUAUUAUGACAAAGACUAUAGCUUUUGACAGUUUGGUUGCAAAGUUUCAUAUGUUGUCCAACAAUAAUAUUAUUUAUUGUAAAAGUGGUAAGGAUUACAUAAUUAAGGGGAAUCUAGAUCAGAAUUUCAGUCCUCACCGCAGCAAAAUAGUUAUACCUAAAAUAGAAGUGCCUAGUGACGUAUGCUCUGAUGACUUUGGUAACAUUUACGUCAGUGGAAAGGGAUCCAACACUAUACACAGAUUGACAGAGGAAGGAAAGGUUCUUGACAUUCCACUGGCUAGUCAACACGGGAUAAAACAACCCAUCGCAAUCUGCUUCAACCAGGAUUACACUAAAUUUUAUGUUGCCAAUGAAUGGGGAGAAAAAGUCCUUGUAUUUAGAGUUCAUUGAUAAACUGACAUAUUUUAGAAGUUACAUUAGUGAUUGUUAAUACGUAUUUACAGAAUUUUAUCUUACGUAAUGUUGUUUUUUUUAUAUUGAUUUCUUCUCAAUGCGGAAACUAUUUGUUUUAGAAUUGUCAUGCAUUUGAAUGUUUUUGAUGAACAAGCAUUUGAAGAUUAUUUUGGGAAAUUUUUAAAUCAAAUUGCUGAGGAUACAAAAUGAAUAUGGUAUAUAGACAAUAAUAGUGCAUUGUCUUUAUACUGCAAUCUAAAAAAAAA